Molecule: messenger RNA, 528 nt
Organism: Orbicella faveolata
Lineage: Eukaryota; Metazoa; Cnidaria; Anthozoa; Scleractinia; Merulinidae
Source: RefSeq, a predicted model, not a curated record
GGAUCAGUUUGAAAUUUCUAAGCGAUCUGAUUGGCUAAGAAUAAACGAACGGGAAAUUUAACACAGCCAUGUUCGUGUUCUUCGAUUUCCUUGCUCCGCGAUCUGUUUGAACUGCGAGUUUCCUGAAGUUUUGGCUCAAAUCCCGUCGGAUCUAUCCUUACGUGGAUCUAAACGAGAACAUGUAACUUUGGGAGAGUCAUGCCAACGGCUGGUGAGGCGAGACUGAAGUCAAAAUCAAUCAAGAAGACAUCUGGUGACGGAACUUCUUGCAAAGGAAAAGCGACUAGGAAUAAGGCCAGUGCAAGCAAGAUCAGGGAAGUUAAAAAGAGGACUCUAUCACAUCCAAACUCAGCAAAGAGUUCUAUACCAGUGCCUGUGAAAAAAGAAGCUAAAGGAAAAGAAAAUGCAGACCCAAAUAUUAAUGUACACCCUGGUACUAAAAUCAACAAAAAGGCUAGCAAGGUUAAGCAAGCUCCAGACUUCAGAAAACUUCAUAGAAAAUGGGAUGAUCAACUUUCUAAUGCAUGA